Molecule: messenger RNA, 436 nt
Organism: Paramecium pentaurelia
Lineage: Eukaryota; Ciliophora; Oligohymenophorea; Peniculida; Parameciidae
Source: the annotation of a GenBank genome assembly
AAUGGCUACUACAAGAAUUCCAUUUUCAAAUGUUACCUAAGUCAACAAAGGUGAUAAACUAUCUACAACACUUGGGGAGAAAGUAGAGAAGAGUGCAAAUGCAGAAAAGUAAAUUCUACCUACAAACGCAGAAAUUAAUAAUGUGAAAAAUUCUUUAGAUGAGUUAUAAUUAGAGAACAUGGAUAAAUAGACACUUAUAUAAUAACUAAAAAUGCAUAAAAUGAUAUUGAAGCAUUGUUUUGAUGAAAAUGAUAUUGUAAAAUUAUUUGAAUGAUUAUUUUAAGUUGAGAGAACGAAUAGCAGCAAUAGAAGCAUAAUUCAGUAAUUUGUAAGAUGAAAUUGAAUUAAGAGAUAAUGUGAUAUUAGAAUUAAGUGAGAAACUUGAAUAGAAGGAAAAAGAGUGAUUAUUAUUUUGUUAUUAUAUUUUUGUUUAAAC